AUGGCCCAGAGCGCGCUCCCCGCCGUCUUAUCCCCCACCACAGACAAGCACCCCAAGGGCAAGAGAAAACGAACUGCCACCAAGGACAAGCUGAUCCUCGAAGAAGCAUACUCUAUCAACCCCAAGCCCGAUAAACAGGCGCGUCUCGAGAUUGUGAACCGCGUCUCACUCAAUGAGAAGGAAGUCCAGAUCUGGUUCCAGAACCGAAGACAGAACGACAGGCGGAAAUCCCGUCCGCUGUCGCCGCAGGAGCUGGCCGCUCUCCGCUUCAGCGGCAUGCAUAACAUCGCGUCCGACCCAAUCACCUCCCGCAGCAUCGUCGUCGAGCUGGAUCCCGCCUCGUUCCCCGCCUCCGACCCUUCUGUUGUCAGCCAUGUUCCCACGUCGCCCUCUCACAUGCCCAACAGCCCCCAUCAUGCACACCCUCACCACAUUGCCGUAGAGGCCAUUCAUGCCACGCCUGCACCCCGGUACGGCUCCCAGCCCUACGCCGCUGGCAGCCUGCCGCAUGCGACACCGCAGCGACAGAUGUUCCCGUCGCAGGAGGAUGGUCACCACCCUCACUCCGUGUCGGGCUCUGUCGGCUACCUGGCAAACCGAUGGAAUUUGGGCCAUUGCUACGCCACGCCUCUGUCACGCGAUAACUCUGUCAAAUACGACCCCUUCAUCCCUUCCUCUUGCUCGUCUAACACAUCUGGGCAAUACCGAUCGCAUGUGCGCCUUGCCCUCUCUCUUGAAGGCAAGGCUGAGCUGGUGCCCAACAACGAGUCUUCGCCAGUUCGGGAAACCCCAUCAAGGCCUUCGUCUACUUUGCCGUCCCUCUCCCAGUAUCGGCAACGGAGCCUUCACCGUAGCCAUAGUGCUCUUCCUGCCGUUACUCUGCCUCCCAUCUCCACCUUGACCAAUUCACUUCCCCCACGCCUGGUGCAAGGCCGGUCCCGUGAUGUUCACGCUUGGGAGCUGUGUGCCGAUUCUGAAACUCGAGAUGAGCUGACGGCGCAAGCCGAGCAUGAGUCCAGUGGCUCUGCCAUUGCUGCCAUCAGCUUGCUUCGUUCCACCAGCGGCAUCCUGCAACCUAGCAGUGUCAAGCGGAAUGCGCCGCUGUCGAAGCUGUCGCGCCACCGCCAGUCCAAGAAGCCCAGGCUCGGCCGUACGGCCUCCAGCGUUGCCCGCUUGGAAACUUGCUGGGCCAACGACGAGAGGACGCGCGAGUCUUCUCACGCCAAGAUGAACGUCUCCAUGCUCGUCUCUCCCUCCGACUCGGACAAGGAGAACUGGAGCCCCAGAAACGGGGCAGCCUCUGCUGACCGACGUCGGCAGAUGCCUCCCAGCAGCCCCAGCCGGUCGCAGGGUGCGCGGCGUAUUGGUCGAGCGCUGCAGGGUCGAAAGAGCCCAGCGCUCCUGAUGCGUGCCCACACUAUGCCAUCGGGGUCGAGUUCGUCCAUGGAAACGGGAGUCUCGGAUCUUGGGGAUGUGGAGGCCAAGGCCGAAUCUCCGCGCGACGAUGAAGUAAGCCGCUUCAUGUGCGGUGAUGUCAGCCCAAGCAAGAAGGGCGACAUGGACUGCGUUGCAGGCCUGCUGUCUCUGAGCCAGGGCGCUUGGAGAUGA
Trichoderma reesei QM6a is the source of this 1608-nucleotide messenger RNA. Its product is annotated as homeobox domain-containing protein. Gene Ontology annotation, molecular function: transcription cis-regulatory region binding; DNA-binding transcription factor activity, RNA polymerase II-specific. The record is from RefSeq and is a predicted model, not a curated record. The transcript is spliced from 4 exons. Gene Ontology annotation, cellular component: nucleus. Bases 1 to 1608 code for a protein of 535 amino acids. Gene Ontology annotation, biological process: regulation of DNA-templated transcription. NCBI's taxonomy places the organism in Eukaryota, Fungi, Ascomycota, Sordariomycetes, Hypocreales, Hypocreaceae.